Molecule: messenger RNA, 2103 nt
Organism: Symbiodinium sp. CCMP2456
Lineage: Eukaryota; Dinophyceae; Suessiales; Symbiodiniaceae
Source: the annotation of a GenBank genome assembly
AUGCUGGAGCCGGCAACGUGGCACGGCAAUGCUGUGCCGAAAAGCAAAUGCGGCGCUCGUUCAAACAGUUUGAGCAGCCUUGGCCGUGGUUCCUGCGAACCCAGGGCUCCCAGGUUGAGCCUUCUCAUACGCCGCGAUGCUGGGCUUGAGGAUCCACCAAGGACGUCGGAAGGCAUUGAUCACAUAUUGCAAACGAUGGAGGUUGCAUGGCGGCAAGUGAACACUGCUCGUGGCAGCACGGUCAAGUUGGCCAACCCAGAGCACAAUCUGUUGGUGAGCUUGGAAUGCGCGAGGGACUUCAUGCUGGGCCUUCUUACAGAGCCGGACCCUGGACGGCAACGCCUAGCGGAGAUUUUUGGAGGUGAUUGCAGCAGAAUUGCGCGAGUCAGGGCAAUUCUGGAUGGUGCGACUCUUUCUCAUAGAAAUUGCACCGACGAUCGCAUCUCAUCUUGCAUGAGCGCCGUGAAAUCGGUAGAAGCUGUGCUGAAGAAGGACUGUGGUGUUGGUCGGCGGUUGUCAGAGGCCCAGCAGAAAGAGCUGACACGAUUGCGCGAGCGACAAAGUCGGCCUUGCGUGCUCUUCGCCCGUGGGAACUGUCAAGCUGGUUGGGAUUGUCUCUACUGCCAUCAUGCAGAGCAUCGCGACGUGUUUCGCCCGGAGAAGCGUCUUCGGAAGAAGUUGCAGCAAGUGAACGUUCCCGGCAGGCUGCUCCUCUUGCGCAAUUGCUUGGAGAUCAAAGCUGCCAGACUGCCGCGUGAGCUUCCUUCUAUUCAAGCACUUCGCGACGUGAUUGAAGACGCCUGGGCCAUUGCAGACCAGCAUGCAGCCACGGAUGUGCGCUCUAUCCAGAGACAGCUGUCCGCGCUACCGAUUAGUGCCUUGCUCGGCCACCAGGUGAUCGGUCCGCGCAGUGACGAGAAUUGUCAACUGGAGAUGAUAGAAACGUGGAAUUCCAAUCGCAAGCGCCGAGACCGAGCUGGCAGAAGGAACACGAGACAGUUCUGCGACAUGCUCACGUCGCAGCACAUUGAAGUCGGCUCGACCGAUUGGGACGACACUGUCAAAGAUGGAGCUGUCAGCACAACUUCGGACACACCCCGGGCACAAAGUCUCGACAAGCCGCGAAGCUUUGAAAGCGCAUCCGGCAAAUCAGCCAGAGUCCACCUCGACUCCCUGGGAAUGGAAGAUGUGACGCUGGAGAGUCCACUAUUGGGCGAAGUUGGGGAGCAAUCCGCCGAAGGGGAUCCUGGCGCUAACCCCGCACCUGCUCACUUGGACUUCGUGCCUUCGCACAGCGGCGUGGCCGAAACCACGGCAGCUGCAGACGAGACUGGCGGCAGCCUCUCCACCGAGUCCAACGACCGUCCUGCGCCCGGUUCCUUCAAGCAGACGCCUGAAUGCGACAGUUUGCAGCCUUUGCUGCCAGCAGAAUCUGACGCAGAUCGGCGCCAGGUUGGCCAGGCAAGGCAUUUCCAGUCCAGGUAUGGUGUCGAUAUGUCUGAAGGCAUGUUUUCGAGCUUGGCAUGUAAUACUCAUAUUUUAUUUCGGCAGACUUGUGCCAAGGGUAGACCAACUUUUUCCCCUCACUUGAUCUUCCCCUUCAUUCUGCUUCUGCUAAAGAACAGCUUUCUCUGCCCGGAGGAUGUUGCCAUGGAAGCUGGUGCUCCCAACGCCGAAACUGGUCAGUCUCAGAGUGAGACCCCAUCAACAUGGGUUGAAGACGAGCCGGAUGCUGUGGCAGUCGGCUCGACUGAUUGGGACGACACUGUCAAAGAUGGAGCUGUCAGCACAACUUCGGACACACCCCGGGCACAAAGUCUCGACAAGCCGCGAAGCUUUGAAAGCGCAUCCGGCAAAUCAGCCAGAGUCCACCUCGACUCACUGGGAAUGGCAGAUGUGACGCUGGAGAGUCCACUAUUGGGCGAAGUUGGGGAGCAAUCCGCCGAAGGGGAUCCUGGCGCUAUCCCCGCACCUGCUCACUUGGACUUCGUGCCUUCGCACAGCCGCGUGGCCGACACCACGGCAGCUGCAGAGGAGACUGGCGGCAGCCUCUCCACCGAGAAGCUAGGGCCGCAAGAAGCAGAUUCCUGUCUGAGCCGUUGA